This is a messenger RNA of Pocillopora verrucosa, 2514 nucleotides long. RefSeq names its product endoplasmic reticulum junction formation protein lunapark-A-like. The record is from RefSeq and is a predicted model, not a curated record. NCBI's taxonomy places the organism in Eukaryota, Metazoa, Cnidaria, Anthozoa, Scleractinia, Pocilloporidae. Gene Ontology annotation, cellular component: endoplasmic reticulum tubular network. Gene Ontology annotation, biological process: endoplasmic reticulum tubular network organization.
GUUUCAACGCCGCAAAUCCCGCCGUGAUCUGUCUUGAGUCCAUUUCCUGAUCAGAGGGUAUGGAGAGGAAGUAGCGGCCCUCGAAGCAUCACGAUUGUGAAUAGGCUCCGUCAUGGGUCUUAUUUUCUCCAGGUGGAGGAAAAAGGAAUCGCUCGGAGAAGUGUUAGAAUUACUGGAGAAGGAUAUCAAAGCAUUGCAGUCCAGUCAGCAAAGAACGGAAAACCUCAGGAAGAAAUUUAUUGGUUCUCUGAUCCUGUACUCAGUUGUGAUGUACAUUUUAGCUGCUCUUGUAUGCUACUUUUAUGACUUUCCAAAGUCUUGGAAAGCUAAAAUUGUGCGAUCAAUUCCACUCCUAGUAUUUCCUUUUGUAGUGUAUUUAUUGAAGAGAGUGCUUCAUUACUUUUUUGUUCAAAGAAUUAGUAAGAAUGAAAGAAGGCUGGAAGAGUUAAAGGACAAGAAGAGACAAGUUCUUGAGGAAGUAAUGGAAAAAGAGACUUACAAAGCAGCUAAAGAUUUGCUGGCUAAAUAUGACCCCAAUUCUGAAGUUGUUAAGGUGGAAAGAAAAGAGACACCCAUUUCGACUCCUACACACAGUGUACAGAGUCCAAGUGGCUCAAUGGGAACAGAAUUAAGACAGAGGAAUGCCCUGGGUAAGGUUGAAAGUCCAGGGGCUCCAUUACAGCGCACCAUCUCUGAGCCCUCUCUAGCAGAGUCUCCAGGCCAGAUGAAUCAAUCAGGGGAUAGCAAACAGACAAAUCAGAAGGCAAUAGAGCCAAAGAAAUCCAACAGCCUCAUGAAUAUUCCUUCAAACUCAUCAGGUGCAGCAUCUCCAUUGCCCCCUGGUACGCCCCGCAGAAUAGCCUCACCAGGUCCCAUGCCAAGACCUGCUCAGCCAAUCUUACCACGAGAGAGAACAGCUAUGGAUAAAUUGGUGGAAUAUCUUGUUGGUGAUGGACCAAAUAACAGAUAUGCUCUGAUAUGCAGUCAAUGCCACUCUCACAAUGGAAUGGCCUUGAAGGAGGAAUUUGAAUAUAUAGCCUUUAGAUGCUGUUAUUGUUACCAACUCAACCCAGCAAAGAAACAUCGUCCCACUGCUCCAAAACUGGAUUAUGACACUUGGUCAUCUCCAAGACAAACCUCUGGACAAGGUGCUGGGCUGCACCACAGGAAACCCACAAAUUCAGUGCAGGCCAUGUUAGAGAAAAAGAAUGUGACACAAAAGGCAGAUGAGCCCAGUUCUGUGAAGGAGGAAGAGUUAUUGAAUGGUGAUGAUGCUGCAGUGGAGAAAAUCAAAGAAACUGCCAACAGCUCAGACAUCAAUUUGGAAGACAAAGACUGUGACCAAGGGCACUAACAUAUUGUAUGCAGUUGUUGCUGUGGAUGAUUACAGUUUUGUUCUGUUGGGCACAAAGAUAUUUUAAAUCAUCUUUUAAAUGAGCAAGAGCAAGGUUGUUAUGAGGACUAGAAAAUACCGUGGUUUCAUGUGAUAUGCACUGAAUUUAUUUACAUUAAAAUCCAAAGGCCUCUAGUUCAAGUAAAUUAAGUUAAACCAUGAGAAGCACAAGAAGAUUAAAUUUCUUGUUUAGUCACAGAUUCUUUAUAGAUGGUUUAUUUAUUAUGAGUAUUAACGAGGAGUUGUUCCCUCUUAUGAUGGAGAUAUGUCAGAUACUCUGUCAGAUUAAUUUAUUGAGAGAAUAAAUGACACUUUUAACAAUAAAACUUUUGUGACUGUAGCAUACUUGGUAAUGUUCAGUGCAAGUAGUGAAAUUAAGUGUACUGUGCUAAAUUUCUUCCUAGAAUGUCAAUAUGUAAAUGUGGCUUGUUGUUUAACACUAAUUUCUUGAAGCCAGAAUAACCAGGAAUGUUGAAUGUUUGGCAGACAGCGCAAAGAAUUUUUAUUCUAAUCUUUGGAGUGUAAGGGUUAACACAGCUUCAAAUGAACAUCUGGGUACAAUGUGUUCCCUUAACCCUUUAACUUCUAUGAGUGACUAAGACAGAAUUUCUCCUUACAAUAUCAAUAGAAUAUCAACCAGAUAAGUGAUGAGAAAAAAGAAAAAUAUCAAUUUGGUGAUAAUUAGUUGAUCCAAUACUCAAUUCUCUGAACUAACUUUAGAAGAAUUGUAUGGUUGACAGUAAGGAGAAUUACAAAUUUUGUCUUGGAGUUGAAGGGUUAAUUUAUGAGUUGAGCCCAAGAAUAAGGUUGUAUGCUUGGAUCAAUGUCAAUAUAUGAACAACUGUGCUCUUACCCCUCCCCUUACCCAACAUUAACCCUAACUUGUUAUCAGUUGACUGCAGUUGGGGAGGGGUGGGUGUGCAGUUAGUCAGAUACAGACAUUGAUCUGAUUGCUUCAUUGAUACCACUUAGUAGAUCAAAUUGAGAAGUGGACAUUUUUUAUGCAUAAAACUAUAUUUAUAGUUUAUUUUCAGCAAAAAGUGCUGCAUAACAAAUUGUAAAUCACAGAUAAGUUGAAAUUACAGUUGCAUGAGGCGAGUGGAAGUAAAGUUAAAUUUUGA